GUUUCAGUGUGAAUGACAAAUGUGACGCGGUAGGUGAAAAUUGUGGACGAAAAACUGGCGAAAAACUAGAGAACCUAGCGAAAAGCGCAAGAACACAAAAUGAGCGAGUCUGUGGCAACAGGAGCGGCAGAUGCCGUUGCCGUUCAAGGAAUGGGCAUCAACAAAAUACACUUUUCCAAGGAGGUGAAACAGGUCAUCGACAAGGUGCUGAAAACAGAUGAACAGGAUCCAAUGGAUGCACCCGAUUUCAAUACCGUGGACUACAUCAAUCAGCUGUUUCCCAACGAGCAAUCGCUGGCCACCAUCGAUGAGACCAUUCAACGGAUGCAGUGCGAAGUCUCCCUCAUCGAUGAUAAUAUCCGCUCUGUGGUGCGUGGCCAGACGAAUACCGGUCAGGACGGACAAUUGGCUCUGUGCGAGGCACAAAAGGUCAUCAGUUCCCUAUUCACGCACAUCAUCGAUGUGAAGACACGAGCCGAGCGCACCGAGGAAAUGGUCAAGGAAAUCACACGCGACAUCAAACAACUGGAUUGCGCCAAGCGGAAUCUCACCUCGGCGAUCACGACACUGAAUCAUCUGCAUAUGCUUGUGGGCGGCAUUGAGAGCUUGAACGAGCUGAUUGAGCGACGCUCCUACGGUGAGAUUCUAAAUCCAUUGCAGGCCAUCACCGAGGUAAAUCAACAUUUUCAGCAGUAUUCGGACAUUGAGGAAAUUAAGAAUCUGUCGCAGAGCGUAGAUAAAAUCCAAGUGACGCUGGCACAACAAAUAACUGAGGACUUUAAAGAGGCAUUCGCCAACAAGCCGUCAACGCAGCACAGAUUGGGACUCAAUCAGCUGGCGGAUGCAUGCAAGGUGAUGUCCGUGCUGGAUGCGAAGGUGAAGAAGGAGCUGCUCAAGUGGUUUAUAGCCCAACAGCUGGAGGAGUAUAUGCAUCUGUUUCACGAGAACCAGGACAUCGCCUGGCUGGACAAGAUCGAUAAACGCUAUGCCUGGCUAAAGCGUCAUCUGUUGGACUUUGAGGAUAAAUAUGGCGCCGUCUUUCCGCUGGACUGGGAGGUCUCCGAGCGUAUUACGGUCGAAUUUUGCCGCCAGACACGGCAACAGCUGGCUCAGAUAAUGGCCAAGCGCACCAACGAGAUCGAUGUGCGUUUGCUCCUCUUUGCCAUCAAUAAAACGCAGGCCUUUGAACAGUUGCUCUCCAAGCGUUUCACGGGCAUCACGUUGGGCACCACGCCCGCCGAGCAGACACGUGUGCUCACCUUACCGGCCACAACAGAGGCACCGUUGUCAGUGACCAUAUUCCAUGAUCAGAUUGGUCAGUGUUUCAAGCCACAUUUGGACAUUUAUAUACGCAGUAUUGAUCGCAAUCUCGCCGAGCUGCUGGAGAAGUUCAUUGAGAUGUCCAAGGAGCCGUACAAAUUUGCCGAGGCCAAAACCACGGUUUAUCCCAGCUCUGGAGACUUGUUUGUCUUCUAUAAGAAGUGCAUGGUGCAGUGUAAUCAGCUGAGCAACGAGCAGCCCAUGUAUGAUCUGGCGCUAGUCUUCAAGAAAUAUCUACGUGAAUACGCAUCCAAGGUGCUCGAGGGCAGCACACCCAAACUGGUGCCGAACAGCACCAGCAGUUCCAUUGGCAAAAGCGUCUCGCUGCUGACGCGCGACAUGCAAAAUCUCUCCACGGCUGCCGGGCAGGUCUUCCACAAUUUCCUCAAGGAAGGCGACACGCAGCGUUUCGGUCGCGAUGAUCUUGUGCGCAUCUGUUGUGUGCUGACCACCGGUGAAUAUUGCCUGGAGACCGUGCAGCAGCUGGAGGAUAAGCUGAAGGAGAAGGUGACGCCUGCCUAUGUGACCAAGAUUGAUAUGAGCGAGGAGAAGGAUGUUUUUCAUCGCAUCAUUUCCAACUGCAUACAACUGCUCGUGCAGGAUUUGGAGGCCGGUUGUGAGGCGUCGCUGCAGGCAAUGGCCAAGGUGCAGUGGCAGCAGAUCAGCAACGUGGGAGAUCAGAGCGCCUUUAUCAGCAGCAUUUGCAGCAAUUUCAAGCAGACGGUGCCCACAAUACGCGACACGCUUGCCAGUUCUCGCAAAUACUUUACGCAGUUCUGUCAUCGCUUUGUGGCCGCAUUUAUACCCAAGUUCAUUAAUGUGCUGUACAGGUGUAAGCUGACGCUGUCGGAUGGCUCCAACAAUGUGCUGGGCUGUGAGCAGCUGCUGUUGGACACACAUUCGCUGAAAUCGGCACUGCUCGAGCUGCCGUCGGUCGGUUCGAGUGUGAAUCGCAAGGCUCCGACUAGCUACACCAAAGUGGUGGUCAAGGAUAUGACGCGUGCUGAAAUGAUAAUCAAAGUGGUCAUGACGCCCGUACAGCCGCCGGCGCAUUUUACGCAACAAGUGCUCAAACUGCUGCCGGACAUUACAAUAGCCGAAUAUCAGAAAAUACUCGAUAUGAAGGCGGUUAAGCGCGUGGAUCAACUUCAACUGAUUGAUCUCUUCAAGCAUACUGCCUCGGCGGCGGCCGUCAGUGGUCUUUUGGAUGCACCCAACAGCGAAGAGGACACGCCAAAUCCAAGCGAAACACCAGCAACUGGCACAGAGGAGCCAGAUGCAACGACUGCUGCUCCUGCAUCGGUUGAAAUUCCAACAACUAGUGCCUCCAGUUCCACGCCGAAGCGUGCCUUCAUCUUUAGCGUGGGCAGUUUUACGGGCAGUGCGGAUAAAAAUGCCGAUGGCAGCUCUCAGACGGGUAUUCGCAAGCUGGAGAGCCUGCUCAAGAAACGUUUCCCCUAGUCAAAGCCACUAACUAGUUUAUAAAAAUCCACUAACAUUCCAUUAGUUCGCUGUAAUUUCAUAAGAUGUUCCACAUUUCGAUAAUUUGAAGAAUAUGUGACUUUUAGCAACAAUUGGCAACUCGCGUCCAUAAAAGUGUGUAAGAUUUAGUAAUAUUUUAUUUUUAUACAUAGAAAGUCAAGGCUAUAAAUGGCGGCAUUAGUAUAAAUUUCGAAUUGACAAAAACAAGUCUUGAUUUACUUUUGAUCGAAAAUUUUCAUUAAAAAUGUCGAUUCUGAUAUCUAAAUAUUAUAAUUACAAGAGAUUCUAAUUCUCUGUACUUGUACUUAGCAAAUUCUAAUUUAUUUAAUGCAGCAAUAUUUUAAAAAUUGUAAGUUAUUUUUAACUGCAAUUAUGAACGACUCUUAUUGUUUAUGAGUUUAGUUUAUUCGUGUUUAAUGACAAUUCAUUGGAUUAAUGUAUGUUGUACCAUUAAAAACAUUUUUAUUGGAUGUUGAAUUCCACUUCCAAGUUCCCUUUGGUAAUAAUGCCUUGAAUAAUUUUGAAAAGAAUUGAAAGACAUGUUAUCGAUUUUGUAUUUGCUUUUAUUGUAGACUUGACUUGUUAGCUUUAAAACAUAAACUUAUGUGACUAUAUUGAACGUUGUAUUCUCAUCGAUUCAUUGCUCUGUGUUCAUUGUUCAUGUUCAUGGUACUAAUGACUACGAAGUUUACUUUUAAAAGAUAUUUCUAUGUUGAGAGCUCUUAAGUACUAGAGAUGCGUUUAUGCUAUAUAGUACAUGCAAAACUAAGUAACUAGCGAGAGUUUCAAUUUCUUGUUAUUCUUGUUCAUUUUUUUUGUAACGUACGAUCUAAAUUGAAGAUCUUUUGAAAGUUUUGAAAGUCGCCCGAGGAGCGCACAAAAAAAUACAAAUCUCUAUAACAAAAGACUUAAGACACGAACUAAAUUAUACAACUAAAUACUAAAA
Messenger RNA from Drosophila grimshawi, 3748 nucleotides. RefSeq names its product vacuolar protein sorting-associated protein 53 homolog (gene Vps53). Gene Ontology annotation, cellular component: GARP complex. Lineage: Eukaryota; Metazoa; Arthropoda; Insecta; Diptera; Drosophilidae. The transcript has 4 exons. Gene Ontology annotation, biological process: retrograde transport, endosome to Golgi. The record is from RefSeq and is a predicted model, not a curated record. The coding region runs from base 100 to 2781 and encodes 893 amino acids.